AUGCAAUCAACUUUGCCCGUUAUAGAUCAACACGGGAAAAGGGCUCAGUCUCGAAAGUAUCUCGAUAGCCUCGAAAUCGUAGUCAUCGUGAACGACGAGCUCGACAUCAUCUCCCACUCCCCCAACCCCACGGUCGAAACCACGGGCUCGUUUAUGGGCAUCCCAUUAACCUCGUUGCAAAAUCCGAAGGUCCAUGGUGGUGCUACAAAGCAAAUGCGAAUGGACAGCAUCUGCUGCGGUGCACAUGGAUUAUUCCUCAUGAUCACCGUACCGAGUGGUGAUGCAAAAAACGUUUUACUAUUCGACGCAAGGAUAGAAGCGGGAGUGUUCGAGAAGAAUGUGAAACGACUACUCACUGAUCUUGGGGCCGUCGAGCACAUUCACCUCUCACACUAUCAUCGUGAUCAUUCGGGAGGCCUCUUCAAAGCAAUCCGUAUGAUCAACAACGCCAAUCCAUCGCGUGAGAAAGCCAUUAUUGAUGUUCAUCCCAACCGACCCGAUUUCCGCGGAAAUGAUGCAGGGUUCCCGAUAAUUUUAGAACCUGAUCCUUCUUCCGACGAGAUCGAGCUCGCGGGUGGAAUUCUCAAUAAAAGCUGCGACGCACACAUGGUUAUGAACAAUACGCUCUUCAUUUCAGGGGAAAUCCCACGUGUCACACAUUACGAAAAUGGUAUUCCCGGGGGCAUUCGGCUCGACCCUAUUAUCGGCAAGUGGCUCAAAGAUGAAGAUAUCAUGGAGGAGCGAUUCGUGAUGCUCGUCCUGGGGGUUCCGCUGUACGCAGUUAUUGGUGGGUAUCAACUUGCUGAUGCUGAUUCUGAGAAGAUUGAGAAAACUGUUCGUAAUUUUUGA
Messenger RNA from Lindgomyces ingoldianus, 849 nucleotides. RefSeq lists its product as uncharacterized. The record is from RefSeq and is a predicted model, not a curated record. Lineage: Eukaryota; Fungi; Ascomycota; Dothideomycetes; Pleosporales; Lindgomycetaceae. Gene Ontology annotation, molecular function: transferase activity. The transcript has 5 exons. The coding region runs from base 1 to 849 and encodes 282 amino acids.